Molecule: messenger RNA, 1415 nt
Organism: Cimex lectularius (bed bug)
Lineage: Eukaryota; Metazoa; Arthropoda; Insecta; Hemiptera; Cimicidae
Product: CTD small phosphatase-like protein 2-B
Exons: 10
Coding region: 156-1307 (383 amino acids)
Molecular function (GO): phosphoprotein phosphatase activity
Source: RefSeq, a predicted model, not a curated record
AAAAAAAAAAAACCUGGACGCGUUUCUAAUCGGCCUGGGCGUUUUUUUCUCAAUAUUACGCGACUCUCCUGUGCGUUUCGCCGGUCGUGGCGACCCGUUCACGGAUAAUUGGUGAAUUUCGAAAAAUCGUGUCCUCCGAUCUCCGCCUAUCCUAUAUGAAAUGUUUGCACAAACUAAGAAUGCCUUGGCUAAGGAAGAAACCUAAAAGAGGUGGCUCCAGAUUGGAAAAAUCGAAGAACAAGUCUACCCUUGUUCAAGCUUCCACAAAUAAUGUUCUAUCCGUUAAAAACAAGAACAAAUUAAGUAAAAAACAGUUUAAAAAGUUGGAAAAGAUGAUUCAAAAAGAGAACAUUGGAAAUUUGGUGCCGGAGGAGAGCAAAGAAAACUGCUGGGAUAUGGAGAACCAUAGGUUGCACCAUAUUCACAGCAGUGAUGGUUAUGAACCAUUGACCGGUUCUGAAGAGGAAGAGAUGAUAAGAGGCCUUUCCGAAGAGUUGGCAGUUUACGCACCUGUUGUUGACGUCAAUUUGGGCCCUGAGGAAGUCCUAGGCGAUGGUGUUUACGAGGAUUUGUCACCUGUCGAAGGCCACCAUGAAACUGACGAAUAUCUCGGAUAUUGUGACUAUGAAAACCAGACAAUAUGCCAUCCAGUACAAGAGGAAUGGGCGUUUGAUCCGUAUCUUUUCAUUAAACAUUUGCCCCCGUUAACAUCAGAAAUGCGUGCACGGUGUCCAGCACUGCCUUUAAAAACGAGAUCUUCCCCGGAAUUCUCAUUAGUCCUGGAUCUGGAUGAGACUUUGGUCCACUGUUCACUCCAGCACCUUGAAGAUGCCUCAUUUUCAUUUCCAGUAUUAUUUCAGGAUUCUUCUUAUACCGUAUUUGUGAGGACAAGACCAUUUUUUAAGGAGUUCCUAGAGAGGGUUUCGUCACUUUUUGAGGUGAUACUUUUUACUGCUUCAAAGCGAGUUUACGCGGACAAACUGCUCAACCUGAUCGACCCGACCAGAAGGCUAAUCAAAUAUCGGCUAUUCAGAGAGCACUGCGUCUGUGUAAAUGGGAACUACAUUAAAGACCUUUCCAUACUUGGCCGUGACCUCUCGAAAACAAUCAUUGUUGACAAUUCACCUCAGGCAUUUGGUUACCAGUUGGAAAACGGAAUCCCUAUUGAGAGUUGGUUUGUAGAUAGAUCUGAUUCUGAGCUGAUGAAGCUUCUCCCCUUCCUGGAAGAUCUUGUAUAUAUGAAUGAAGACGUACGACCACACAUAAGAGACAAGUUUCGUCUUUUUACCUUCAUACCACCUGAUUAAGAAGGUCCAUCUCAAGUACAUACAAAUUGUUUCCUUAUUACUUAAUCUCUAACAAAAAAAAUUUUUUUUUACUAUAAAUUAUACCAUGUUUUAAAUGAAUAAAAAAAA